Messenger RNA from Rhagoletis pomonella (apple maggot), 621 nucleotides. RefSeq names its product syntaxin-5-like. The record is from RefSeq and is a predicted model, not a curated record. Gene Ontology annotation, biological process: vesicle-mediated transport. The transcript has 3 exons. Gene Ontology annotation, cellular component: membrane. NCBI's taxonomy places the organism in Eukaryota, Metazoa, Arthropoda, Insecta, Diptera, Tephritidae. The coding region runs from base 150 to 476 and encodes 108 amino acids.
AAAAAGGGUACUUGUUAGAUGUAAUGCAGCAACGUGCUCCCGAUGUUGAACAUCAGUUCAAAGAAAAGCCAAAUGAGUUGGAAAUGUCGGAUAAGGCCAAUGUAAACCAAGGCGGCAAUCGUAUAGAGACCUUGACGUAGACGCAAUUUAUGUACGAGGAACAGAUUAGAGACUUACAAUCCAUGGUGCAGGAAUUUAUGAUGGUCACAAAAUAUAUUGGCAAAAACAUAGCAAGUGCAUAUGCCAAGUUGGAAAAAUUGACAAUGCUGGCCAAAAAGAAGAGUCUUUUUGAUGAUCGACCGCAAGAGAUUCAUGAAUUGACCUACAUCAUGGUGUAUGCGUUACAAUCUAAAUUAGCCAGCAUGGGCACCGACUUCAAACCGUUGUAUACUGUCGUACUGUUGUAUAUCAGAAACUUUAAACGUCUAAAGCUAUAUAUAAGGAAUUCGCAAGCUAACAUAAAAGUUUUAUUAUGAAAUUUCACACAAUUAAAAAAUAGUUGGUGGUGAUUUAUGCAACCUCACAAACGCGGUUUUUCAUUAUCAUGAUACGCGGUUUUGCAUUUUGUUGAUACGCGGUUUUGUACUUUAAACGACGACUUGCAAAGGGCGCUAUGUAAAA